Messenger RNA from Empidonax traillii (willow flycatcher), 1000 nucleotides. RefSeq names its product NME/NM23 family member 5 (gene NME5). The coding region runs from base 216 to 836 and encodes 206 amino acids. The transcript has 6 exons. Gene Ontology annotation, molecular function: nucleoside diphosphate kinase activity. NCBI's taxonomy places the organism in Eukaryota, Metazoa, Chordata, Aves, Passeriformes, Tyrannidae. The record is from RefSeq and is a predicted model, not a curated record. Gene Ontology annotation, biological process: GTP biosynthetic process; spermatid differentiation; UTP biosynthetic process.
GGCUCGCUCCUGCACUCAGCGGGGUGUGUGAGAAUGGUUGUAUUUCCUCAUACACCGUCCGAGUUAGUGAGGAACAACAUUGAAUCUUUUCCUUAUUUUCCACAAAAUGCUGCUGCGCUGAAAGUGGGCUUGUGAACUGCCGAGUGCUGACCAGUCCAGGGAACAUGUCACGGAUUUUGUGAAUACCAAAGGGGCACGUGAAUUGGGAAGCCCAGAUGGAGGUGUUAAUGCCCGAACCUCAGAUUUAUGUGGAGAAAACUCUGGCUCUAAUCAAACCUGAUGUCAUUCAUAAGGAAGAAGAAAUAGAGGAUAUCAUUCUCCGAUCAGGAUUCACAAUUGUUCAGAAACGAAGGCUCCAUUUAAGCCCCGAGCAAUGUAGCAACUUCUAUGCAGACCAAUUUGGAAAAAUGUUUUUUCCUAAUUUAACAGCCUAUAUGAGUUCUGGUCCUUUAGUUGCUAUGGUUCUUGCCCGACAUGGUGCAAUCUCAUACUGGAAGGAAUUGCUUGGACCAUCCAACAGCCUAAGAGCUAGGAUAACUCACCCUCACAGCUUAAGAGCACUCUAUGGGACUGAUGAGCUGAGGAAUGGGCUUCAUGGCAGCCUCAACGUUUCCUCAGCAGAGAGAGAGAUUCGAUUCAUGUUUCCAGAAGCGAUCCUGGAGCCAGUUCCCACUGGACAAAGAGCAAGGGAUUACCUGAACCUGUAUGUGAAGCCAACGCUGCUGGCUGGGCUCACUGCCCUGUGCAAAAAGAAGCCAGCAGACCCAAUGAUUUGGCUUGCUGACUGGUUGAUCGAACACAAUCCAAAUAAACCUAAACUACAAUUUCGUCUCUGAGGAACAUCAGGGCUGAGAGCUCAGUGGAAACCACCUCAAGCAUUUCAGCUACAGAUGAGUAUUAUCAGUGUGUCCCUUGACUGUGUAACCAAUAUUAUCUGAAAUAAAUGCAUUUAUUAUAACUUGUGCCUUCAUGGAAUAAAUAACCUUACACUUAACCAGGA